Molecule: messenger RNA, 1784 nt
Organism: Phoenix dactylifera (date palm)
Lineage: Eukaryota; Viridiplantae; Streptophyta; Magnoliopsida; Arecales; Arecaceae
Product: Pseudouridine synthase family protein
Biological process (GO): enzyme-directed rRNA pseudouridine synthesis
Molecular function (GO): pseudouridine synthase activity; RNA binding
Source: RefSeq, a predicted model, not a curated record
CCCGUUGUUCUUCCGUCCGUCCUCUCGCCCUUUCCCUGAGUCCCUUCCAGGUUCGCGAUUGGACUGGGUUCAGUCCGGUCUCAACCGCUGCCGGCGCUGCCUCCCUCCUUCCAUGAUCUGGCGGCGCUGCUGCCCGCGGCCGCCGGCCCUCCUGAGGACGGUGAGGCACCUCUCGAGGCUCGCCCCGCCACGGCCGGCGAUGGCGGAGCCGGUCAUCCGGGUCUCCAACAACGUGGCCCGCCUCGGCGAACCCAAGGAGGGCCCCAAGCCGCGGCAGCUCCUCUCCCUCCCCCCCUUCCCCUCCUCUCACACGAACCCUCUUCCCGGCCGGAAGAGGGAUCCCGCCGCCGAUCCCAGCAAGCCCCGCCGCAUCACCGCCAUCACCUGGGUCAAGCACUACUUCGCUGACAUCCCACCGGAAGUCAUCCAGAGCCAUUUUAGGAAGGGCCUGGUCCAUGUGGAAAGCUCAAAUCGUGGUGUUCCACUGGAAAAAGGUCAUCAUCAGAUGCACCAGUUGAAAAGGGUUAAGCAUAACGAUGUUAUGGAGGUCGGCAUGAAGAUUCAUAUUCCCGUUUCGGUUGCAGAGACCAAGAUAACCAAGAGAUAUGACACUAUACCAACUGCAACCUUGCAUCCAAAUGCUGAUGAGAUAGAAUACAUAAGAAGGCUUGUUACCUACAAGGACUCUGCUAUAAUUGUGCUAAAUAAACCCCCUAAAGUGCCUGUAAAGGGAAAUUUACCUGUUCAUAAUAGCAUGGAUGUGCUGGCAGCAGCAGCAUUAUCAUAUGGCAAUGAACAGGGUCCCAAGUUGGUGCAUCGACUUGACAGAGAGAGCAGCGGCUUGCUAUUGAUGGGGAGAACGAAAGAAAGCUUUGCUCAACUUCAUUGGCUUUUUACUAACAUAAAUCUUGCAAAAUCAUCUUCUCAGACAUGGAAUGAUGCUUGUGAAGCAACGAUGCAGAGGUACUGGGCAUUGGUCAUAGGAUGUCCAAAAGAAAGGGAAGGCCUUAUUUCUGCUCCACUUUCAAAGGUGCUUCUCAAUGAUGGGAAAACUGAAAGAGUCAUUUUGGCUCAUCCUUCAGGUAUAGAUGGCUCUCAAGAAGCUGUGACUGAAUACCGGGUGAUGGGACCCACCAUUAAUGGAUGCUCAUGGGUUGAGCUCCGUCCACUCACGGGCCGGAAGCAUCAGCUCCGAGUACACUGCGCUGAGGCACUGGGCACACCAAUUGUUGGAGAUUACAAGUAUGGUUGGUUCAUGCACCAGAGAUGGAAGCAAAUGCCUCGAGUAGACUACGAGCCAAUGACCAGAGCACCGUACAAAUUGCGGAGGCCUGAGGGCUUGGAGGUUCAGAAGGGGAGUGCCCUAUCCAAGGUCCCUUUACUGCAUCUUCACUGCAGAGAAAUGGUUAUCCCUCACAUUGCAAAAUUCCUCAGCAGUUCAGGUGAAUGGCAUGAUGAGGGCACUCCUUGGUCCUCUGAUAAGCCAGAUCUUCUCAGAUUUGUAGCACCAAUGCCUUCUCACAUGAAGAUAAGCUGGAAUGUUAUGUCAUCAUGCUUGGUGUGAUGUAAACCCUAAUUUUUUUUUUAUUCGUAGUAAUUGAAAUAUUUGGUUUCAUGUUUAUGCUUGAUUUCUGGGUGUUGCAACUUGGUGGUACCUUCAUCUUCCCAAAUGGUGGUAGUCUAGACUCUUUGAAGCAAUUUUGGUACCAAAUCCCGUAAUGCUGCACAGUCUGUACAUCCAUACUAUCGGUUUGGUAUAUAGAUUGGCACCGGUUCGGGGGCAA